Suillus clintonianus is the source of this 669-nucleotide messenger RNA. RefSeq lists its product as uncharacterized. The coding region runs from base 1 to 669 and encodes 222 amino acids. NCBI's taxonomy places the organism in Eukaryota, Fungi, Basidiomycota, Agaricomycetes, Boletales, Suillaceae. The record is from RefSeq and is a predicted model, not a curated record. The transcript has 3 exons.
AUGAGGAUGGGAGGGAGGACAGGAGAACGGGAGAUCAGGAGAGCAAGAGAUCGGGAGAAUGGGAGAAUGAGAGAACAGAAGAGUGAGAGAAUGGGAGAAUGGGAGAGCAAGAGAUCAGGAGAACGGGAAAACUGUAAAGCAAGAGAAUGGGAGAGCAAGAGAACUGUAGAGCAAGAGAUCAGGAGAGCAGGAGAGCAGGAGAGCAAGAGAACUGUAGAGCAAGAAAACAGGAGAACUGGAAAAUGGGAGGACAGGAGAGAUGGAAAACAGGAGAUGGGAGACAAGAGACAGGAGAAUAGGGGGGACAGGAGAACAGGAGAACAGGGGACAGGAGAAUAUGUGACGGGAGACGGCUCAGUGCUCAAGGAGAGAGAAACAGCAAGAAAACAAAACAAAAAGACAGGGGACUUUCAGACCAAUACUGGUACUAGGUCAAAACUUCAUUCAAUUAUGUCAGCAGGAAAGAAAGUUCUGCACAAUGGGAUAACAGAACAACAGGAGAACAGGAGAAUGGGAGAAUGGGAGAAUGGGGGGACAAGGAAAUACAAGACAGGAGGAUGGGAGGACAGGGGGGCAGCAAAAUGCAAGAUGGGAGACAGGAGAACAGGCGAUUGCAAGAAUGGGGGGGCAGGAAAAUGCAAGAUGGGAGAACAACAGCACAAAAUGUGA